AGAUGUACUUGCAUUCGAACCCAUCACGAACCAGGUGCUUCAAACUCAAAACGACAAGUUCAGAGUAAACUCCAACUUCCAACCUGCGUCAAACCCAUCAAAAACCCAACAAAUAAAAUAAAUAAAUUACUCCGCAAAUCAUGGAUCGUACGGUCCAGCCAUCGCCGGAAAUGCAGCAAUCCGUGGCAGCCGUGGAGCAAAUCGUGGGCUACGAUUUCAGGAACAAGAGGCUUCUAGAAGAAGCUCUGACCCACUCCUCUUACUCCGAAUCGCAGUCGUACCAGCGCCUCGAAUUCGUCGGCGACGCUGCUCUCGGCCUCGCCCUCAGCAACUACUUCUUCCUUGCUUAUCCUGGGGUCGAACCCGGCACUCUCUCUCUGCUGCGCUCCGCCAACGUCAGCACCGAGAAGCUCGCACGUGUGGCUGUCCGGCACGGCCUUUACUGCCACCUCCGCCACAAUGCACCUGCUCUCCAGGAUAAGGUUAGGGAGUUUACUGAAGCUGUCACUGGAGAAGACGAGACGCCGCUUGUAUAUCGUGGUUCUGUGAGAGCUCCCAAGGUUCUUGCAGAUAUGGUGGAGUCUGUGGCAGCAGCAGUGUAUGUUGACUUGAAUUUUGAUCUGGAAAAAUUAUGGAUGAAAUUUAGGCGCCUUUUGGAGCCUAUAGUUACUCUUGAAGAAGUGCAAGGUCAACCUCAACCUGUUACAAUGUUGUUUGAGCUUUGCCAGAAGCACGGGAAACAUGUUGAUAUCAAGCAUUGGAGAGAUGAGGCCAAAAGUAUUGCUAGUGUCUAUGUUGAUGGCGUGUUUGUUGCCUCGGGUUCUUCUGAGCAAAAGGAGAUUGCCAAGCUUGAUGCUGCUAAGAUAGCUCUUUUAAAGUUGUCGAAAUCGUUGGGGGUAAGUGGCAGGUCGACGGAAUUUAUUGCGGGAAUUGAUGGAAAGUUUCAAAUUGAAGAAGCAAAACAGAAGUUGCAUGAGCUUUGUGACAAGAAGAAGUGGCCUAAACCAAUUUACACCAUUGAGAAAGAUGAAGGUCCUUCACAUGAGAAGAGAUUUGUAUCCUCAGUCAAAAUUGCAACUGCGGAUGGUGUACUAUGCAUAACGGGAGAUGAAAGGUCGAGAAUAAAAGAUGCGGACAACUCUGCAGCUUCGUCAAUGAUCUGUGCUUUACAAGAAUCUGGUUAUAUAUGAUGCAACUCCAAUUCUUUUUCUUUUCUUGUACCCCCUGCCGCAUUUGAAAUUUGAAUGCAUAGUUUAGAGGAAAACUCUGUAUGCAACAUAAGAGCUUGCAGUUAUGCAAUAACAACGAUGGAUUAUAGGAAAAUGUUGCGUUUCAUGCCCAACAGAUUUAGGUUAGGAUUUGAGCCUGUAACGUUUGUUUGUGCUCGUCGUAGUUUUCAGACUGUUUAUCCCCUGUUUCAAGUGAUUGUUUGAUUGGAUGGAGUUUACUGGUGGUCCAUCUU
This is a messenger RNA of Malus domestica (apple), 1462 nucleotides long. Its product is annotated as ribonuclease 3-like protein 2. NCBI's taxonomy places the organism in Eukaryota, Viridiplantae, Streptophyta, Magnoliopsida, Rosales, Rosaceae. Gene Ontology annotation, molecular function: RNA binding; ribonuclease III activity. Gene Ontology annotation, cellular component: nucleus; cytoplasm. The record is from RefSeq and is a predicted model, not a curated record. Gene Ontology annotation, biological process: siRNA processing.